Nerophis lumbriciformis (worm pipefish) is the source of this 1167-nucleotide messenger RNA. NCBI's taxonomy places the organism in Eukaryota, Metazoa, Chordata, Actinopteri, Syngnathiformes, Syngnathidae. The record is from RefSeq and is a predicted model, not a curated record.
AUGCUGCUGCUGUGUUGGAUCUUUACUUUCAUGAUGUUUUCAGAGGGUCGUUAUGAAGUACAAGAGAUUUUUGCAGAAUUCAAAUCCCAGGUUGUUCUUCCCUGUGACUGCCACGCGUGGUCAUCACUCUCCAUCACCUGGACCAAAGAUGAUCAAGGCACCGUGUGGAGACAGGAAAGAAGCGGCUUGCAGUUUUGGGGCUUCAGAUGGCUGCAGAGAGGUCAGCAGCGUGUCCGAUGCCCCCGCUGCCAGCUACCGGGAGGUGACUGCAGCUUACUAAUGAGCAAUGUCAGAGAGCAUGACGACGGCGUCUACACGUGCAAGUUUAAGAGCGGGGGACAGUUUUUCUCGCGCUCUCUCAGACUGAGGGUCAUCAAAGGAAUCGUCCACCCAUCCAGAGACAAUACAAAGGUCUAUGCAGCUGUGGGAUCAGCAGCCACGCUCCCCUGUGUGUUCUCUCCGGGUUUUAACCCCUCUGAACCCACCUGGCAGAAACUGAAGCCUGGCUCUGCGGUCCAGUUCCUCCCUUCCUCUGAUUCAUCUUCUCAGCCUAUUCUGGAUAAGUCAGCCAACUUAAAAGACAUCAGCCUCGAAGAUGAGGGGACAUAUAGAUGUUCCGGGUUAGUUGAAGGACAAAACCUGUCUCGGAAAGUACAGCUCGUCGUGGCUAGAAUUGACCGAAACAUCGAACCUUCAAAGAAAUCGCACACGCUGACCUGUCAGCUGACAGACACAAGCGAGGUCACCCACUACCAGUGGGUUCGCGUUAGAUACGACUUAAGUGGCACCCAGUUGGUGAAGUCUAUUCAGGAGGGAAAGACUCUACAAUUGAGCGAAGCGGCUCUUCAGGAUGGGGGCGAAUUGGUGUGUCAGUUUUACAGCAUGGAAGGACUAGUAGGAAACGUAACAUUAUGCAUUACGCCUCAAUCAGAUGAUGUUGUUGAUGAUGAUGUGAGUGACUCAGCAGGCUCGUCGUAUAUCACUCCUGUUGCACUUAGUGCUAGUGCUCUGCUGGUUCUUCUGCUUUUGUUUUUGGCUCAGACAUACAAAAAUCAUCAGAGGAGAAAAAGAAUCCUUCAGUUCAUCACACUGGAAUCUAUUCUCUUCAUGAAGACUAGUGAACGUGAGGCAAGAGAACACAAUCAAAUGAAGAAAGGAAACCCUUAA